CCUUGAUAUGAUUCUAUUUAAUUCUAUCCCUAUUUAUUUACACAAACAAUUCAGAAACCUGUCAUCCAUUGCUUCAAACAUGUGCACUCUUGAGAAGCGUGGCGAUGUCUUCAUCCUCACUCUCACCGGCGACAACGAGCACUGGAUCGGCCCACCCUUCGUUUCCUCCCUCCUCUCUCUUCUUUCCCAAGUCAAGUCCCAAGCCACGCGCGGCUCGGUUCUCCUCACCACUUCCCAUGGCCGCUUCUUCUCCAACGGCUUCGACCUUCCUUGGGCCCAAGCCGCCGGCUCCAAAUCUGCCGCCACUGACCGCCUAGCCCACAUGGUCCACAUCUUCAAGCCAGUUGUUGCCGCCCUCCUCUCCCUCCCCAUGCCCACCAUCGCCGCUGUCUCCGGCCACGCCGCCGCCGCCGGCUUCCUUCUCGCGCUCGCCCACGAUUUCGUCCUCAUGAGGCGCGAUAAAGGCGUGCUCUACAUGAGUGAGGUUGAUUUGGGUUUAACCAUGCCCGACUACUUUGCGGCAUUGAUGAGGUCGAAAAUCGGGUCAGCUUCAGUCCGGCGAGAUGUGUUGCUGACGGGGAUGAAGGUGAACGGCGAAUCGGCGGUGAAGUUGGGAAUCGCCGAUGCAGCCCAUGACGGCGAGGAGGGGUUGAUGGAGGCUGCGGUGGCGAUGGGACAAAAAUUGGCGAAGAGAAAGUGGGAGGGGGGAGCUUACGCACAGAUUAGGAAGAGUCUGUAUCCUGAAAUGACUCCGUUACUGGAUGGAUUAAAUGGAAAGAUGUAAGCAGUAAGCCAAAUGAACGACAUGUCGUCUUGGUGGAUUUGUUUGUUGGAGUGUUUUGGUUGAUACGGUGUUGUAAAACUCAAUAAUUCUGGACUCUGUUUUCAUCGAUUAGCUGGAGGAAUUUUGUUUUUCUCUGUUCUUUUGCUCCCUGUGAUAAUGCCAAAACCAAAAGCAAAGUGUGUUUUAAAUAGCAUGUUAUUUGUUGAGUUUCUUCCAUCUUGUUCUAAGCUUUGGACGGAUUAGGAGCCAUGGAAUGUAGUAGUUUAUUAGAAAGGUUA
Molecule: messenger RNA, 1062 nt
Organism: Momordica charantia (bitter melon)
Lineage: Eukaryota; Viridiplantae; Streptophyta; Magnoliopsida; Cucurbitales; Cucurbitaceae
Product: enoyl-CoA delta isomerase 2, peroxisomal-like
Biological process (GO): fatty acid beta-oxidation
Cellular component (GO): peroxisome
Molecular function (GO): delta(3)-delta(2)-enoyl-CoA isomerase activity
Source: RefSeq, a predicted model, not a curated record